CUAAGCUUCCGGAUACCCACGGAUGAUUUAGAUUACUACAAAGCGCCUCUCAUAGGAUUAUCUAUUUCUGAUACAAAGAUACCCGUUUUUGAUACCCUCUAUGGCGCCCCUAAUAUUGGAAAGUAUUCUACGGGCGGUCUAUUGGCAAAGAAUGAUGGUGAUAUCAGAACCGCGAAAAGUUUGAAAUUAGAAGUAGAAAGGUCAAAGAUCGUGCAAAACACUUAUUUAACUGGAUCAUUAUUUGGAUACAGUAUUGCAACGGGUAAUUUAGGAGGCGUUCCCCAAGAAAGACUUAAUUUCCAUUUUGUUGUCGGCGCUCCCGGAUUCAGCAAUAAGAAUGGAGUUAUUGGGGCUUUUUCAGUGUUGCAAUUUGGGACCGCCUUUCAACAAGUCAAACAGAUUGAAGGAACGCAGGUAGGAGGUGGAUUUGGUCAAACACUCUGUAUUGCUGAUGUGAAUGGCGAUAAUAACGAUGAGAUCCUGGUCGCGGCACCAAAUUGGUUUUCUAUGGGUGACCAGGGAAAUCAAGUGAUUUAUGAUGUCGGAGUCGUUUUUGUAUAUUAUGGCACUGGAUCAUCUUCGAUAAUUGAUGACACAGCACAAGAGAUUCGAGGUUCCCUCGCACGAUUCGCGAGAUUCGGAACUGCAAUUUCUAACAUUGGUGAUAUAAACAAAGAUGGGUACAAUGAUAUAGCUAUAGGAGCUCCAUUUGAGAACAAAGAGGGGGCUGUAUACAUCUUCAGUGGAGGGAAUACUAAAUUAGAAGACAAGUACUCACAGAAAAUAGCAGGAUCCUAUGUGAAGCAAGGACUUCAGGGAUUCGGAUGGUAUAUAUCAAGAACACCAAGGGAUUUAGAUGACAAUUUGUAUAAUGAUUUUGUUGUUGGUGCAUACAGAUCAGAUACAACUGUGUUGCUUAGGACCAGAAAUAUCAUUGAUGUCAACUGUGAAAUAUCUUACACGCCAAAUCCCAUUCCUCUAAACUCAAGUAGAACUUUCUGCGAUGUUGAUUUCAAUCCCUGCUUUAAUGUCUCAAUUUGCUUCAACUUUACUGGGGAAGGAAUUAAUAAAACGAACAUUGAUUUUACCAUUACCAUUGAUGCCAAUGAGACAAGGAAGAGGGCAGAGAUGACAAAUGGCAGUCACAGAUUUGAGGAACUAACUGUCCGUGACUUCACCAUCUUUUCCUUCAAAUCAAGUUGUUAUUCCUCAGAACUUACAGUAGAGAAUAUUGAUAGAAGAUUUUUUCAAGUCAUUGAAAGACCCGUUUCUCUCAGAGUAGAUUAUAACAUAAGCAACGUUACUGUGGAUCCCGGAACUGUUAAAGCUAUUUUGAGAAGGGAUAUUUCUGCAUCAUUCUUUGGACAGGUAAAAAUUAUCCUAUCUUAUUUUAUACCUAAAGAGAUAUUUAAAGGAAAAAAGUUGUCAAAUUUCACAUCACAUUACACCAUAAACCGUCAAGUGAUUGCUCAGUGAAUCCUAAACCGAAAA
Messenger RNA from Saccostrea cuccullata (small rock oyster), 1491 nucleotides. RefSeq names its product integrin alpha-4-like. The transcript is spliced from 11 exons. Gene Ontology annotation, molecular function: integrin binding. The record is from RefSeq and is a predicted model, not a curated record. Gene Ontology annotation, biological process: cell adhesion mediated by integrin; cell-matrix adhesion; cell-cell adhesion. The annotation marks the transcript as partial. Lineage: Eukaryota; Metazoa; Mollusca; Bivalvia; Ostreida; Ostreidae. Gene Ontology annotation, cellular component: external side of plasma membrane; integrin complex.